This is a messenger RNA of Phytophthora infestans T30-4, 2322 nucleotides long. RefSeq lists its product as uncharacterized. The transcript is spliced from 9 exons. The record is from RefSeq and is a predicted model, not a curated record. Gene Ontology annotation, molecular function: protein kinase activity. The coding region runs from base 1 to 2322 and encodes 773 amino acids. Gene Ontology annotation, biological process: meiotic sister chromatid cohesion, centromeric; mitotic spindle assembly checkpoint signaling. NCBI's taxonomy places the organism in Eukaryota, Oomycota, Peronosporomycetes, Peronosporales, Peronosporaceae.
AUGGACGCGGCGCCCUCGGACCGCAAGCGCAAGGCGGACGCCUUUGAGUGGGAGGCCUCCAAGGAGAACGUGAUGCCACUGAAGCGGGGCCGUAAUGUAGCGGACCUGAACAAAGCUCUGCGCGCGCAUGACUCAUUUCAGACCAAAUUGCGACUUGAGGACGAACUUAAGACGAAGGAAGAAGCCGUCGAGGCCUACGACGGAGACGAUCCGCUUGCUGCCUGGCUUGAAUACGUACGCUGGCUGGAAGUCAAGAUGCCUGAGGACACGCGCAAGAAGUUUGCUGUUCUUGAAAAGUGCACACGCGAGCUCAAGGACAAUCCGCGCUACAAGAACGACAUGAGAUACAUCCGACUCUGGAUCCAAUACGCGGACUUGGUGUCCAACCCCAAGGAUAUUUUCAAGUAUCUGUACCAAAACAAGAUCGGAGAGCGCGUCUCACUCUUUUACAUUGGCUGGGCCUACGUCUUGGAGACGAUUGCCAACUACCCACAAGCACACAAGAUUUAUUUAAAAGCCGGCCAGAAGAGCGCGGAGCCCCAGGAUCUCCUGGAGCGGAAGUACAAGGAAUUUCAGAGACGCAUGAGUCGACAAUGGCUGCGAAUGACCGAAGAGACAGGAGCAAGCGAAAUUGAUGAGGUAACGCAUCGCCGUGCUCUCGAAAGCCUUUCAGCCUAUGGGACAUUGGAACUAAACGAUGCGCAGCGUCAACAACUUCACCAGCACCGAGCGUCUGCUCGGACCCAACGCAUCCAGAAAGCCAAUGCGCACAAACCGGUAUUUGUUAUCUACGAGGAUCCUGUUGGACACUCUGUAGAUCCUUUUGAUGGUAACGGUGGAUGGAAAAAGCUUGGCACCAUGCAGCAACAGGACAAAGAGAACGAGAUGACUCCGACACAGGACGCCAGCCCUUUACAGGUUUUUGUGGAUGACGAGUUUUCUGUGCCUGAAAUUGAGUCGAAGAGACGGACUCCUCUGACACAUCGUUCUCAAACUCUACGACAGCGACUGGAUGGAGUAGCUACAGAGGAGGAAAUGCUGGCACAGGAACCACUGAAGAACUUCACUGCCAGCGACAAGAAGGCGCGUUUGCAGAAGCAAAUAACUAAAGGAAGAUCGGAAAAACCUUGUUAUAACGUGAAACAGAUCACAUCCCAGACGGGCGAAGCAAUUUCCUUCGAAGAAAGCCGAGCCCGCGCGUACCAGCAGAAUUUGGAACAAAAGCGUGAGCUUAGUCAUCGGGCGCUGCAAAAUGUGACUCGCGACGUGGACUCUGCCUCCAAUAGAAAACCAGAUCGUCUUGUAACUACGGCGCAGAGUGAUCCGGCAUCAACGCACAACGGUGAGCAAGAAGACAUGACUAUCAACACUCGUGUUGCGUUGGAAGACAUCAACAACAUGUUCUGCAGCCCACCACGACAACCAAAACCUUGCGUCUGGGAUGCGAAGGAGGAGGAUCCGGUUGAGAGAAAGCUUCACUUCAGCAUAUUUGAAGACUCGGUCGAUAGCGUGGCACUCAAUGCACAGGAUCAGUCCCAGCGACAAGACUUAAACGAGUCCGUUCCAAAUCAGACAUUCCAGGUUUUCACCGAUGAUGCCGCUGAGCCUCUGGAGCCACGGACUGGAAAGAAGACAUGUAGUCAGAAAAGGAAGCCUCUCGGUGCCCGAGAUGACCUGGUGCGUGGUGUACGUCUUACGAACAAAGACGUAAUUAUGCAAGCCCAAAAGGAUGCCGCUGAGAAGGACUCGACGGAAAGCGUAUAUUUUAGCCGCUGGAUUCAAGGCGCAACCAAGAAAGUAGUACGAAAGGGGUCAUCGAGCACAAAAAAACCUGCACCAGCUCUCGUGUUGGACCCGUACACUUAUGAAAACCGGCAAAAGUUGAUCCUUGAUCGACGAGUUGACUGGUACUUGUGUUCGAGACCUGAUGCCGUCAAGCUCCAUUCACUGGCUUUGCCACGGGUCCCCUGCACUAACCCGGUCAAGCGGAAACUGCGAAGGACGAUUGUCUUCAAGGCCAGCCCAACACUAACUCUCCAGCUAGUUGGAAUAUUAGGAUCAGGCUCGUUUGCGUAUGUCUUCUCAGCGAAGAUCGUUGACACGGCUAGCAAUACCACUCACAACAAGGCUGUUAAGAUUGAAAAGGAGCGCCAGAAUCUAGCUUGGGAGUUUUACAUCACAAACAAGAUCAAGAAAAAGCUGAGGAUUGAGAGAGGACUUUCGGAUGAGAAGAUUCCUGUUCCAACGUUUUCCGGGCUUCAUUUAUUCCCGGCACGUGAUUUUGCUGGUUGUAAGCUUGCCGACCUUAACGUGGCUCAUUAA